AUGUGGCCCAAGCAAGUCAGAUUCCGCACUGUGCGUGAAGGCGUUGGCCGCAUAUGCACACUGAGGGGCAUUCUGGAAUUCUGCCAUGGCCACCAGCAAUCGACGGCCGUCGGAUUUUUCGACUUCUUUGCUGCGUUUGACUCCAUCUAUCGUGACUCCUUGUGGCGAAUAUGGGAUCUAGAUGGUGUGUCGGCGAAAAUCAUUGCCACGAUCAUGGUCAACUAUCGCUCCGCCACUGCACGAGUUCUGGCUCAUAACAAUCUCUACCAAUCGUCCGAUAUCCAGUCUAAUGUACAACACGCCUUCAUCCUUUCCCCUAUUCCGCUCGACUACACCAUUGACUAG
This is a messenger RNA of Dibothriocephalus latus, 345 nucleotides long. Lineage: Eukaryota; Metazoa; Platyhelminthes; Cestoda; Diphyllobothriidea; Diphyllobothriidae. The record is from the annotation of a GenBank genome assembly.